Molecule: messenger RNA, 639 nt
Organism: Diversispora eburnea
Lineage: Eukaryota; Fungi; Glomeromycota; Glomeromycetes; Diversisporales; Diversisporaceae
Source: the annotation of a GenBank genome assembly
AUGUACUCUUUUAUAUCUUAUCCUAGUUCUACCGUUUCAACUGUUCCAACUUCCCAUAUCUCAUUUAAUUCUACCGUUUCAACUGUCGCAACUUCCCAUAUGCAGUCUCCACUUCGGUUAAAAGAUCGCCUUAAUCAAGCCAGGGACCGUUUACUUGCAUACCAAGAAAAAAAAAUAGAAAUGAGCGAGGAUAUCAUUAUCGCUGAAAAUGUAUCACUCGAAGCCUACAUCAAGUAUCUCGAAGCUGAACGAAAGCUCCCUGUUAGAAUUCGUUUGGUCGAUGGAAGAAUUAAUGGUACAAGGGCAAUGCUUGCACUGCGCUAUCUACGUACAAAUCGAAAUAAUACAAUACCAGAUAUCAUUAUAUCUUUUGGCACGGCGCCUCUCCGUAAUAAUACAAUAGAAUUUCUUACGAAUAUUGUGGGUGUUCCACCUGCUAACAUUACUGGCUUCGGCUUCGGCUUCGGCUUUGAGUUUUCAGCAACCUCUUGCAAUUUCGACGGUAUUCCGGACUAUCAAUUGCAUAUUCCUGCCAUUGAACUUUUCAAUGGUGCCUUUGGUUGCGUUCCUACUAGUGCAGUUAAUGGUUUUCUUUUGGAUUUAUGGGAAUUACAAGAUUUAAUAUUGAGUGAUUUUUAG